CCAUGAAUAGUGCCUGCUCUUGGUCAUAAGGGUGAUGGGCGCAAUGACUCCGUGUGGGACUGCUGUCCAGGGCAGGGACCUAGCUCAGAGUUUCAGGAUGGGACCACAGACAUCGGUAGCAGGAAACUCACUGUGCCUGAACCUUCUUCCCAGGAAGAGACUGACCCAGGGACUGAAGAACGCCCAGAGAAGAACAGGCAGAGGCGGCCAGAAGAACAGAGGACAAACACCUGAUUAUCUCAGCCUGGGCUGGACACCUGCUCCUACUCGCAGCAUGGACGCCACUUUGCUGCUGAACGUGGAGGGCGUCAAGAAGACCAUUCUGCACGGGGGCACCGGGGGCCUUCCGAACUUCGUCACUGGAUCUCGAGUGACCUUUCACUUCCGCACCACGAAAUGCGACCAGGACCGCACCGUGAUAGACGACAGCAAGCAGGUGGGCCACCCCAUGCACAUUAUCAUCGGCAACAUGUUCAAGCUGGAGGUCUGGGAAACCCUGCUGAUAUCCAUGCGGGUCAAGGAGGUGGCCGAGUUCUGGUGCGACACCAUCCACACAGGCGUCUACCCCAUCUUGUCCAGGAGCCUGCGGCAGGUGGCUGAGGGCAAAGACCCCACUGACUGGCAUCUGCACACCUGUGGUCUGGCCAACAUGUUCGCCUACCACACACUGGGCUAUGAGGACCUGGAUGAGCUGCAGAAGGAACCGCAGCCCCUGAUCUUUGUGAUUGAAUUGCUUCAGGUCGAGGCCCCCAGCGAGUACCAGCGGGACACGUGGAUCCUGAACACUGAGGAGAAGAUGCAGGCCGUGCCGGUCCUGCACGGAGAGGGCAACCGCCUCUUCAAGCUGGGCCGCUACGACGAGGCCUCCUCCAAGUACCAGGAAGCCAUCGUCUGCUUGCGGAACCUGCAGACCAAGGAGAAGCCCUGGGAGGUGCAGUGGCUGAAGCUGGAGAAGAUGAUCAACACCUUGACCCUCAACUACUGCCAGUGCCUGCUGAAGAAGGGGGAGUUCUACGAGGUGCUGGAGCACACCAGCGACAUCCUCCGCCACCACCCAGGGAUCGUGAAGGCUUAUUACGUACGCGCCCGGGCGCACGCCGAGGUGUGGAACGAGGCCGAGGCCAAGGCGGACCUGGAGAAGGUGCUGGAGCUGGAGCCGUCCAUGCGCAAAGCCGUGCGGCGGGAGCUGCGGCUGCUGGAGACCCGAAUGGAGGAGAAGGAGGAGGAGGAGCGGCUACGCUGCCGGAGCAUGCUGAGUUAGGGGGUGCGCGGCACUCCAGUCCCGGCCUGUCCGCCGCACAGGUGGG
Fukomys damarensis (Damara mole-rat) is the source of this 1307-nucleotide messenger RNA. It is a transcript of the gene Aipl1, whose product is annotated as aryl hydrocarbon receptor interacting protein like 1. The transcript has 8 exons. Gene Ontology annotation, molecular function: peptidyl-prolyl cis-trans isomerase activity; protein binding. The coding region runs from base 35 to 1261 and encodes 408 amino acids. NCBI's taxonomy places the organism in Eukaryota, Metazoa, Chordata, Mammalia, Rodentia, Bathyergidae. The record is from RefSeq and is a predicted model, not a curated record.